AUGGACGCCGCAGCAUUCGCCCUGAUGCUUCCCCCCAAGAUGCAAGAACGAUCGAGGCCAGCAUCGCCAGUUUCCCCCACAAAGGCCUUUUUCCCAGUCUACCUAAACCCGCCGUUGUCACCAAGGGCCUCGACGCCCCGAAUAUUGCCAACACCGACCGAAAUCCUUCCUGAAGAUCUCGAAGACCUUGGUCUCGCCUCCUGUACAAAACGAGCCAUUGCCAAAGAAGUCCUGACGCUCGUCUCGGAGCGAAACAGGGCCAAGCGCGAGAAGAAGUUCCGCUAUCAGGAAGAGGAACAGCGGGCCUUUGUCGCUUCUCUGGACUCAUGCCGGCAGGCGAGAGAAGACGAGGGAAGGAAUCAGAGAUUGGGGAGCGAGGAGGCGUGGGAAGAUAUUGACGAGGCACGGAGGUAUGUUGAACGGUUUCUCGACGACAAAUGGGAGGCGCAGAGGGCGAACAUCCAGAUCGACAGCGAGUUCAACAUGGACAUGGUGGAAUUGACUGCCAUUGGGGCGAUGAAGAGGAAGGAGGGUGUCAAGGCUUGCAUGAAGUUGCUGGCGGUGCCUGUCAUACACGAAAAGGUUGCUCUGUCGCUCUGGCGGACGCUGCGUUUCCAGGGCAGGGAUACCGCCAUCGCCCAAAAGAGGAUUGUCGGGGAAGAUGCGGGAGAAGCCGCGUCCAUUCAUACCAAGAAGGGCUUCGGCAGACAACCUGGGAGUCGGCCUGGCUUCCUCGUUGAAGUUGACGCCGUUCUCGUCAGAAGCACGAGGGAUGGAGGCAUGUGCGACAAUUCGACCACCGAGCAGACCCGGUAG
Verticillium alfalfae VaMs.102 is the source of this 816-nucleotide messenger RNA. RefSeq lists its product with no specific name. NCBI's taxonomy places the organism in Eukaryota, Fungi, Ascomycota, Sordariomycetes, Glomerellales, Plectosphaerellaceae. The record is from RefSeq and is a predicted model, not a curated record. The transcript has 2 exons. The coding region runs from base 1 to 816 and encodes 271 amino acids.